This is a messenger RNA of Ixodes scapularis (black-legged tick), 692 nucleotides long. RefSeq names its product 28S ribosomal protein S36, mitochondrial. The record is from RefSeq and is a predicted model, not a curated record. The transcript is spliced from 4 exons. The coding region runs from base 32 to 421 and encodes 129 amino acids. Gene Ontology annotation, biological process: 2-oxoglutarate metabolic process. Lineage: Eukaryota; Metazoa; Arthropoda; Arachnida; Ixodida; Ixodidae.
UUGUGGCGCUCGCGAUCAAAAUUCAGCGAAGAUGGCAUCUUCGUCAGUGAGAGCAAUUAAGGUCAUUCAAAACAUUCUUCUUGCUUUCAGAAAAAAAUCAAAGCCAUCUAAUGACGCUCCGUUAGACAGACUUAACGACUCCAAUAUCGUGGCACCAAAGGCCGUCAAGCCACAUUACCCCCUGAUAAAAUUCCGGAAAAGCGGCGCGAGAUCGGACCAAGUUUUGGCAGGUCAAACGCCACCGACGGCUACCGCGACGGCUACCAAAGCUACCAGCGCCUCUGCGCCUCCGUCGUCCAAGCCCAUUGGUAGCACGGCCAGGGGUACAGGCAUCGACGAGUCUCAACUACCCGCCCGCUACGCGAGAAAACCGCUAUCACAGUACGAGGGUGACUACAUCCAGAGAGGAGGACCGGAGUAGCCAGAGCCACUGCUUAGAUUCUGUAAAUACCAGAAGAAAGCUCGGAAGAGAACUUUUUUUUCCUACCUCUCCGAGACCCCCGAAACGAUGUAGAGUUUACGAAGGCUAGAGAGAAAUUGCGAAGCAAUGUAAAUAUCUGCAAAGUCGAAUAUUUCUGCAACCGCCAUCUGUGCCAGUCCUGCUUCAGUAAUUGAGAUGAGCAGACCCAAGAACCAAAGCGGUUGUCCUGUUACGGAGCAAACAAAGAAACAAAGCGAUCUGUUACUGUUUU